Messenger RNA from Leucoraja erinaceus (little skate), 3139 nucleotides. Its product is annotated as fetuin-B-like. The coding region runs from base 951 to 2027 and encodes 358 amino acids. The transcript is spliced from 7 exons. The record is from RefSeq and is a predicted model, not a curated record. Gene Ontology annotation, cellular component: extracellular region. Gene Ontology annotation, molecular function: cysteine-type endopeptidase inhibitor activity. Lineage: Eukaryota; Metazoa; Chordata; Chondrichthyes; Rajiformes; Rajidae. Gene Ontology annotation, biological process: negative regulation of endopeptidase activity.
UUGCUCAGAGUAGGUGAAUUGAGGACCAGAGGACAUAGGUAUAAGGUGAAGGGGAAAAAAUUGAAUAGGAAUCUGAGGGAUAACCUUUUCACACAAAGGGUGGUGGGUGCAUGGAACAAGCUGCCAGAGGAGGUCGUUGAGGCUGGGAACUAUCCCAACAUUUAAGAACCAGUUAGACAGGUACAUGGAGAGGACAGGUUUGGAGAGAUAUGGACCAAACCCGGGCAUGUGGGACUCGUGUCGCUGGGACAUGUUGGCUGGUGUGAGCAAGUUGGGCUGAAGGGCCUGUGUCCACGCUGUGUCACUCUAUGACUCUAUCUCUGAUGCAUAAACAGUCAAUGCCAGCAUUCUCUAGAUUAUUGGUAACUCUAAAGAAAUGUUUACGAAUGUAAUGAGAUAAUCAACUACGCGAGAAUAAACCCUGGUCAUCUAUAAGUCCCUCCAUGGACUGUUGACAGAUUUGAGGAGGAAGAGCGAAGAGAAAGAAUGAGAUCAAGGAAGAUACGAAUGAAUCACCCAAAGGUCCAUUUGAACAAUCAUCAACAGAAUUCUGCUUAGUGUGGUCAGAGGGUGAUUGUGCUUUCAAAUAUUGACAAUCACCCAUGUUGUUUCUUCUUGAGUCAAGAGAAAAGUGAUCAUCAGCAGCAUUUUUCAGAAUGACCAUUUUUUGGGACAAGGUCAACUGGAUUUCCCAAUCAGACCUAGAAUCCACAAAAUGAACUUCAUUGCACUGAUUGAACUUGUGCGAAAUCAAACACACUGAGGAGAUUAUUUUGGAAAGGUCUGGAACCUUAUAUUUACUGCAAUCAUUCAGUUAAAAGUGGAAUUCAUUUCUACUGUCCCAAGAUACCAAAGGUUGUAAGGAAUGUUUGUCUGUAAUUUUCCCUCCUGUGUAUAUUUGUUUUCUUGGGAUUGAAUGUGUGACUGAUGCGCUCUUGCCUUUAAGUACCAUGAAUUGUUUAGUCACGUUAGUGACAUGCAUUCAACUUUAUAACUCUCACGUCCUUGCUUUUCGUCGAGUGGUCGCCUUUUCCGCAAUUCCCUGUGAUGCGGCGGGAGCAGUGAAAGCGGCCGACCUUGGGAUUCAUCACAUCAACAGCGUUCGGAGAGAGGGAUACAAGUACAGCCUGAAUACGGUCACAAAUGCCCAGGAAAACCAAGAGCAAAAUGAUUUCAUUUAUUAUUUGGAGUUUGAGGUCUUUGAAACCAGAUGUCAUGUCAGGAGCCCAAAACCGCUGAAAAGAUGUGAAAUACAAUCAUUUAACUUGACGAAAGCAUUUGGCAAAUGUAAAAUCAUCAUUCACGUCUCAAAAGGCUUCCCGAAUGUGAAGGAUUAUCAUUGUUCUCAAUAUCCAGCUUCAGUGGGAAAUCCAUGCCAGGGAUGCCUUUACACAUUUCAACCAUUAAAGAGUGGAGAUAUGGACCAUGCUGUUAAUAUUGCUAUUCAAAAAUAUAACAGCAAGAGCAAAGAUAUUAGUUACUUUUCCCUUUAUAAUAUCACAAAGAUUUUACCAAGGUCUGAAUCAAGCCAAAUGAUAUCAGUGGAAUUCAUUAUUCAAGAAACUAACUGCUUCAAAAACAAUUUAAUGGUAGUAUUUUCAUCUUGUGUUCCAAAGCGCCAUAAAUUUGCACAUUUGGGGAUCUGCACUGUGUCUUUUGUACCAGAGAGUCCUGUCCAUGAUGUUGCUGAAGUGACCUGUGAGAUUUAUGCAACAAAGGGUGUCACAGUCCAGAGUUUAAGUGGGCAAGAGGAGCCACUUGAGGACAACUAUCAAGAUGAAGAACAAAAGUUUAUACCCAAGUUCAAAAGAUCAAUUUCAAGAUCCAAAGAUCAGAGGAUGAAACAAACAGGAAUGAGUAAAGAGUGCAGGGGGAUAGUUUCAUCUUCUUCAGAGUCAUCAGAGGAACAAAAUAUAUGCAGCCAUCGUGUGCCUCUCAAGCAGCCAAGUACUCACAGAUUUCCAAGUCUCCCUCCGCAUGCACUCACCUGUCCUGGUCAACCCCGAUAUAUUGCUCGGAAAAACUGAACAGGUAAGAGAAGAGAAUGAGUCAAGUUCAUUUUUUUCAUUCACUGCAACUUGGGUAGAGCACAAGCUCUUAUUAUAGAUCGGGGCACACGGUUCUCACGACUUUCAAUUCAGCUGGAGUACCAGCUCCUGCCAUCUUUUUCAAGCGUGAGCAUGCUUUAAAUCUGUGUAUUUAAUAUUGUCCAUUUCUGCAAAUUUUAAUAUGCCAAAUAAUCUGUAUUAAUUUUCUUAAAUAUCUUUUUGUCUUUGAGUGUUGUUAACCUUUAGUGACAAAUUAUUAGCUGUCAUUUGUUUGUAUAGAUGAGCAUGCUUUUCGAAAGGGCUCUUGAAAUAAAAUGUGAUGUAACUGGGCACAUUCCUUCUCAGUUUUCAUUCAUCUCUUUUUUUCAACUGUGCCAGACAGAUUAUUUGCCAUUAGCAAGUCUUGUCCUCACUGCCCUCUCCCAUCCCACAGCACCACUUGUGUCAUUUAGUCUUUCCUGGUCUCCACCUGUAGAUUGGUUAUUGCAUGUGAAACAAUCAGAGUAAUGUACUACCACUAACUCCACCCUACUGAACACCUCACAUUAACACUCACUUCCUAUAUUACGUAGUUGCACUAGUGGUAGAGUGGAACUAACAUGUAAUGUACUGUGACACUACGACUGAUGAUUAAAGCUGACUUGUACACCAUACAGUGACCGUGCACUUGUUUACAUGGUGUCAGAAAGCUGGAAACUACCCACUCCAUCUGUUUAUCGGGGUUUAUUUGUGUUUUAUCAAUUUGAUCUUUUGCUACGAUGGCUCACUAGUGCUGAAAGCCAGCCCAACUAGUCUUUGAUAGGCAUAGGCGAGUGAUGGAGGCUCUUUGAGAUCAACUACAAGCACUACAUCAAUAUCGUCCACCGCAACAACCCAGAUGAGGUCAAGGCAUCUCUCUUGCUCAAACUGGCUGGACCAGAGGCCAUGAUUUGCAAGCAGACCGUCGACUUUGCGCCACCUGUACUAGACGUUAAUGGCCAGAUGCUGGUCCCAGCUGUGACGAGGCGCAACCCAAAUGUGCUGCUACGAAAAUUCUGUGAGUUAUGUGACAUACCAUCUAACCGUAUUCUAGAAAGAGCUAGGUUUUUUGC